Molecule: messenger RNA, 1740 nt
Organism: Trifolium pratense (red clover)
Lineage: Eukaryota; Viridiplantae; Streptophyta; Magnoliopsida; Fabales; Fabaceae
Product: trihelix transcription factor ASIL2
Exons: 2
Coding region: 233-1345 (370 amino acids)
Cellular component (GO): nucleus
Molecular function (GO): transcription cis-regulatory region binding
Source: RefSeq, a predicted model, not a curated record
ACCAUACCAUGAUCUAAUUCCCUUCUCUUUCCUCUCAAAACACAAAUUAGAAAGAAAAGGAAAAAGAACAAGAAUUCGAAAAAAAACAAAACAAUUGAAAACAUUUCCCCAAAUUGAACACAACAAAUAAAACCCUAACAAAAAAAUCACAUUUUUUCUUCAAUCAGAAAAACCUCUGUCAAAAAAAUCCCCAAUUUUUCUUCCUCCUCCAAAUUAGGGUUCUUUCAAUACAAUGGAAGACGAUGCUAGAUACCCAUCAAAAGGUUACCCAUUCAGACGCAAAAACCCUAACCUUCGUCAAAAACAUCCAAUUCGCAAUUUACAAUAUCAUCACUACAACGAUCCUGAAGACAACAACAACAUCGACGAAGAAUUCGACGAUUACAAUAUAGAUGAAGACGGAAUUGAAAAUGGGUAUAUCGGUAAUUUCGAAGAAAACAAAGGGUUCAUCGGUAAAAAGAGAAAAUUGCGUAGCGGUGGUAGUAGUAGUGGUGGUGGUGGUGGUUCUGUUUCAAAUUAUGAAUUGGUGCCACGUGGAAAAUUCUCAUACAUUAAUCGCGGCGGUGGUGGUGGUGUCGGCGGUGGUGGUUCUUCUGGGUCAGAGGAAUGGACAGAACAUGCAACAUUUGUGUUGUUAGAGAUUUGGGGUGAAAAGUUUCUUCAACUUGGAAGAAACAGUUUGAGAUCAGAGGAAUGGCAUGAAGUAUCUGAGAAAGUUUCUGAAGAAUUGAAAAUUGAAAGGAGUGUUGAACAAUGUAGAAGUGUAUUGGAUAAAGUGAAAAGAAGGUAUAAGAAAGAGAAGAGUAGAAUGGAUGAAAUGGGUUUGGGUGUAAAUUCUUGUAAGUGGCCAUUUUUUAAGAGAAUGGAUAUGUUGAUGUCUUCGAGUGCGAGACAAGAGUAUGGACUUGCUUGCGGUGUUGAUUCGGGGGAAUAUGUGUUUAUGAAUACUCGGGUUUAUUUGAAUAGGUCGAAUGGUUUUGAUGAGAUGAGGGAUAGUCCUGGUGAGUCUGAGGCAUCUGAUGAUGAGGAGGAGGAUGGUGAUGAUGAUGAUUUGGAUGAGGUUGAUAAGGAAGAGGAGGAGGCUUCUUAUAGGGUUUUGGCUGAUUCUAUUCAGAAGUUUGGGAAGAUAUAUGAGAAGAUUGAGAAUACUAAGAGGCAACAAAUGAUGGAGUUGGAGAAGAUGAGGUUGGAUUUUAAUAGGGAGUUGGAGUUGCAGAAGAAGCAGAUUUUGGAAAGGGCUCAGGCUGAAAUAUCAAAAAUACAGGAACCAGGAGAUGAUGGUCAUGAUGAAGAGGUGGAGGAUGGAGAAGAGACAGGCACUUCUGCAGAUAAUCUCAGUGAAUAAUGUAGGUGUGAAAUAAUCUUGGAAAGUGUAAUGAUUUCUGAAAGAGUGAACCAGUUUUGGAGGAAAGAUUGCCUAGAAGCUGAAAUGAGGAGCUUCUUGUACCAGGAAGGUUGUCAACUCUUCUGUGUUCUCUGACAAUGUGGAAGUUUUUUUUUUCUUUCUGAAAAACUUGAAGCUGCAAUGUGGAAGUUGAUUCAAAAUAGUAAUAAUAUUUUUGUAAUAGUAAUAACCUGCAAAUUAUUGUGCAAUUGUAACAAGCUGCUGCAAAUUUCUUUGACCAUAUUCAACUGAAUAUAUGUUUUGUAGAACUAGAAGCUUAGUGCUGAUUGUAUGAUUAACAUAAAUACAUUUCCAUUUAUUAGUUCAUUUUAUAUGUCAGCAUGUUGAAUUUUCAA